AUGGCUAAGCUGUCCGAUCGCCGCACUUCACCGGCAGCAGCACACUUUGUGCUCGGAAGCCUCAGGCUCCGCCUUGCCGGCUGGUUAAUUUGUGGUUUGAUAUAUCAAAAUUUGGCAAAGAGAUUCUUCCUUUUUGAACAGAAGUGGGUUCUUCCCACCGUGGAUGACGCCAGUGACCCCGAGCAGCCGAAUCCUUACCAUCAAAACCUCGCAAAGGCCAAGCUUCGAGCAUAUCUACCAAGAACAAGAACAGCGCUGCCUCCAGCGACAGAGGGGAAAUCUCCAAACGAUUACUCCGUUCAGCAUCAAGCGUUUGCAAGAUUCCUCAUCAGCCAUGCAAUGCAGUCUGGGUCGUGA
Molecule: messenger RNA, 357 nt
Organism: Paracoccidioides lutzii Pb01
Exons: 1
Coding region: 1-357 (118 amino acids)
Source: RefSeq, a predicted model, not a curated record